AUGAUACUACUCUUCGGUUUUGUAGAACGCGAUCUCCACGACGAAAUGGUAGCGCAUCACUACAAGAGCGGGCCCGUAUCUAGUCGGGAUGCUAUCAAAAGAGCUCUCAAAUCUCACGAAAAUCCCCUCGAAGACGCGUCCAUGACCAGAAUACCAGAACACCUUCGUGUGCUGCCCAAUGGGCCCCCAUUCGUGCACAAUCUCGAUCCAACGUUGCACAUCUACUAUAGCAGUGCAACGAUACAGAAGGCCGCCUUGAAUGGGUUGCACACUAUCGUAGCUGACGGGGUUCAUUCGUUUCAACCCCGUCAGCUACGGAAAACGGGGCAGCUAUAUACUGCUCACGGUGUGUGUUCUAAUGGAGUUGAAGUUCCGCUCUUGUAUGCUGUCUCAGCAAGAAAAACAGAGGAGAUCUACGAGGCGAUUUUUGGUCAUCUGCGUGCCGAACUCGAAGCAUCCGUGAUGCCCCCGGCUUUGAGAAUUGUUCUAGACUACGAAAGGUCGGCUAUUUUAGCAGCCGGCAGGGUGUUCCCUCAGGCGAGGGUGCAGGGAUGCGCCUUUCACCUGGCGCAGGUCUGGAACCGGCGGCGCGAUAAGGUCGGCAUGACGCCGUUCCUCGAAGGCCCACAGAAGUCGGUGGAGGUUGCCGACUGGUGGGACACCAUCAAGGGAUUGGUGUUCCUGCCACGGCGCCUCCACCGCGAAGUGCGGGCCCUCGAUGCGCCGCCGGUUCCAGUGCAGCACCCUGCCUUCACACCCUGCCGGCUGUUUCUUUCGUACCUAAGGGAGAACUGGUACGAAGGUAUGUUCUCCGACAUGUGGGACAAAUACGGCCUCGAAGAACUACGCACUACCAAUUUGGCGGAGGCGUACCACAGUCAGCUCAAUACGCUGUUUGAUGCAGACCACCCACAGUUGGGUAAACUGAUUGAGGUCCUUCGGGACCUCAACAGUGAAGCAUUCGCGGCACUGACAGCGUUAGAGCAGAAUCCCACACACGCAAAGUAUCUCAGGAGAAGGGACCGGGAGCGACGCGAAAGGAUAGCAACCGAGAUGCGAAGGUAA
Molecule: messenger RNA, 1065 nt
Organism: Cylicocyclus nassatus
Lineage: Eukaryota; Metazoa; Nematoda; Chromadorea; Rhabditida; Strongylidae
Source: the annotation of a GenBank genome assembly